This is a messenger RNA of Quercus lobata, 1998 nucleotides long. RefSeq lists its product as uncharacterized. The transcript has 3 exons. The record is from RefSeq and is a predicted model, not a curated record. Gene Ontology annotation, biological process: protein ubiquitination. Gene Ontology annotation, molecular function: nucleic acid binding; ubiquitin-protein transferase activity; zinc ion binding. Bases 135 to 1784 code for a protein of 549 amino acids. NCBI's taxonomy places the organism in Eukaryota, Viridiplantae, Streptophyta, Magnoliopsida, Fagales, Fagaceae.
ACUUCUUUGCGUUUGCGUUGAAAGAAAUAAAAACAAACAGUUACCAAGCACUUUCCUUUCCUCAGGCAUACACUUUCCCUCCAAAGCGAAAGAAAAACACACAGAGAGAGAGAGAGAGAGAGAGAGCAUUAAACAUGGACGAGCUGUACACCACACUCACUGAGCAACGCCGAGAGCUCAUGGCGGCGAAAACCCUAGACUCCGACCUCGACUUGGCCUAUCAACUCCAAAUGCAAGAGGCCAUGAACGCCUCUCUCGCUCUCCACAACCCUGCAGCUGCAAGCUCUUCACGCACUUCUCCACGUCCACAUACGCAACCCAACGACGACGACGACGACGUCGUAUUCAUACCACAAUCCCCUAACGACGACGUUUUGGACAUCGCCACAACGCUCAUGCUCGAAGACAUGAACAGGUUCGUGCAAGAACUCGAGGACCGCGAGCAAAGCGAGGCGGAGAUGAGGAAAUUGAAGGAGGAUCUCGACCGUCGGAUCCACGAUCAAAAACUCGCCGUCGAUAUCCACAACAUCCCGGACCAACAAUGGGAAAAAUACGGCGACAAUUACCACCGCCCCUACCGUACGGCCAAGUCUUCGCCAUCGUCUUCGAAGGCUUUGGUUGACUCGGAGUGUUUCAGGCUGUAUUUCAAGGGCUUGGUGAGCGAAGAGAGGGUUAGGGGCAUAAUGGUAAACGUGGCUGGUGCUGGCGUUGCCAUUUGCGAUUCUCGGGAUAAUCUGAUCUUAGAGGCGAGGAAGAAUGUGGAAGCUAUGGUGAACGGUGCGGUGGUGAGUGGAGAAGUUGCUGAGCUUCAAGCUCUCAUUGAAGCUCUCAAUAAAGCUCUGACCUUGGAUUUGAAAAGCGUCACCUUUUUCUGUGACGAUUACAUGCUUUACCAAUAUGUUACAGGCAGAGUACCACCACGGCAGAGCAAGACUGUAACAUUAGUCAAUCAGGUGGCUCUUCUUCAAAGAAAAUUUACAUAUUGCAACCCAUCUCUUGUGGCGCGUAACAAUAUUAAAUUUGCAUUUAAAUCUGCAAGAGAUGCUAUAGUUUCUCAAAUUAUCUGGGCAGAAGAAACUAACAAAGGCAAGUUGAAGGAGACAUGUGUAAUUUGCUUUGAAGAUACUGAUGUUGAUAAGAUAUUUUCAGUUGAUGGUUGCCUGCACAGGUAUUGUUUUUCUUGUAUGAAACAGCAUGUGGAGGUUAAGUUACUUAAUGGAAUGGUGGCAAAGUGCCCUCAUGAAAACUGUAAGUCAGAGGUGAGUAUUGAUAGCUGUAGAAAGUUCUUGGCACCGAAUUUGGUUGAGGUCAUGAGCCAACGCAUUAUGGAAUCUUCUAUUUCUCCUACAGAGAAAGUUUAUUGUCCAUAUCCCAGGUGCUCAGCAUUAAUGUCAAAAAGUGAGGUCUUACGAUAUACUAAAAAUGUAUACAUUGGUGCGGAAGAAUCUGGAGCCAGGAAAUGCAUGAAAUGUCGUUAUUUUUUCUGUAUCAAAUGCAAAGUCCCUUGGCAUUUGAAUAUGACCUGCUAUGAUUACAAAAGAUCAAAUCCUAAUGCCCAUCCAGGAGAUGCAAAGCUCAAGUCUCUUGCAAAAUCAAAUCGAUGGCGCCAGUGUUUGAAAUGCAAGCACAUGGUUGAACUAGCUGAAGGUUGCUAUCACAUCACUUGCAGAUGUGGAUAUGAGUUUUGCUACACUUGUGGAGCCGAGUGGAAGAACAAGAAAGCAACAUGUUCCUGUAAAAUCUGGGAUGAGCGUAACAUUAUACAUGAUAACCAGCAAAGAUGAUGAUUAGUAGUGUGAAGGCUUUUGUUGCAGAUUGACUGUGAUGGUGAUCAGUCUGUUUAUUUCUCUCACCCUUUCUUCCACUUUGUGUGGUUUAGUUUUUGGCAAAAAGAACAGCAAGAAAGUAUUGUAUCUGCUAAUGCUGUGAACAUAUAGUUUCUAUGUUUUUUGUUUAGUUUUUGGCAAAAAGAACAGCAAUGAGUAUCAUGUUUGCUAA